ACACAUUGAAUAUUGGAUAGUCCGCAGGUUUCUGUUUGUGCGUUACUAUCAGCAGAAAUGUUUCGAAGGCUUGUUUUCGGGUCCAAUAAGCUGCUUCGGAAUGCCAAGUGUGUUCGAAAUCUGAAAAUUCAUGAGUAUUCGGCCAUGGAGCUUCUGAAAAAAUAUGAAAUACCAGUGCCAAAGUCCAUCAUUGUUCGCAACGUUGAUGAGAUUAAGGCAGCCUGUAAGGAGCUUGGUGUUUUAUCUGAAGCAGAAAUAGAGAAUGCAGGCGAGACUGCAGAAAGCACUGAUAUAGUGUUAAAAGCUCAAGUGUUAGCUGGUGGUCGAGGUAAAGGUACUUGGGAUAGUGGAUUGAAAGGUGGAGUGAAAAUUGUUUACAAUAUAGAAGAAGCAGUGAAUGUGGGUAGUCGUAUGCUUGGUCAUCGAAUAUUCACUGCUCAAACAGGUGAUUCAGGUCAAUUAUGCAAUGUACUGUUAGCCUGUGAACGUAAAUAUUCCAGACGUGAGCAUUAUCUGGCUAUUGUAUUGGAUCGUUCAAGUGGAGGACCAGUAGUGAUUGGUUGUGAACAAGGUGGUGUAAAUAUUGAAGAUGUAGCCCGUGAAAAUCCUAGUGCUUUAAUUAAGAUUCCAGUUGACAUUAAUAAGGGUUUGGAUAAAAAGGAUGCCCUAUAUAUGGCACAUAAAUUAGGAUUUGCUCAUGCUGAUCAAGCUGCAGAAUAUAUUGAACGACUUUACAAACUCUUUAUGGCAUCUGAUUGUACACUACUGGAAAUUAAUCCUAUUUCUCAAGAUAUUAAAGGAGAUGUUAUCUGUAUGGAUUGUAAAAUGAAUUUCGAUGAUAAUGCUGCGUUUAGACAAAAAGAGAUUUUUGCUCAACGUGAUUGGUCUCAAGAAGAUGAACGUGAUGUAAAGGCAACCAAUGCUGGAUUAAAUUAUAUUGGUUUAGAUGGAAAUAUUGGUUGUUUAGUUAAUGGCGCCGGCUUAGCUAUGGCCACUAUGGAUUUAAUCCAGUUGCAUGGUGGUAGUCCAGCGAAUUUUCUUGAUGUCGGCGGUGGAGCAACAGCAUCUCAAGUUACAGAAGCCUUUCGUUUGAUAACAUCUGAUCCUAAGGUUAAUGCUAUUUUGGUGAAUAUUUUCGGUGGUAUUAUGCGUUGUGAUAUAAUUGCUCAUGGGAUUGUGGCUGCCGCUACGGAGUUAAAUAUUAAAGUACCAAUUGUUGUACGAUUACAAGGAACUAGAGUUGAAGAUGCAAAGGCAAUUAUUGCUAGUAGUGAUAUGAAAAUUUUGGGAUGUAGUGAUUUGGAUGAAGCUGCCCGCAUGUCUGUGAAACUGGCUGAUAUUGUCCAUUUGGCUCGUCAAGCUUCAAUUGAUGUGAAAUUUGAAUUACCCUAUUAGAGUUGGUCGAAAAGCUAUAGAGUUUUUAUAGUAGAGUUUAUCUGGAGUUCAUUGUCAAUUGGCUGUUUAUUUAUUAAUUACUACAACAAAUGUUCAUUGUUUUUCUUAACCUCUUUUUUUUGGCUUCUAUUACCGUCAGAUUACUGACACAUCUCUAGAGUCCAUAUAGUCAAAGAAAGAAAGAGUGAGUGAGAGGCGUAUACAACAGGUAAGCAUCGGUAUAUUAUUCAUCUGGAAGAAUUGCCUCCUGUCUAUUCAGAGAACAAUAAACUUUAUCAUACUCUGAGUUUCGUCUUUUUCCGUUUAUCCAAUACUCAUUACUGAAAAAUAAAACGGGCCAAUCAUUUUCUAUAAUAGAUUAAAUAAAGUUGACUUUAUUAUCUACCCUUUACCUAAAAGUUUCAGUAAGAUAACCUACCUAUUGUUUAAUUCGAUUAUUUAUCUUAACAACUUGAAACAAGGAGAAUUAAGCGUAUUGUUGAAUCUUUCUUCAGUGUUGUACUGUUGUACUUUAAAAUGUUUAAGGCAGAUAUUUUGUCUCGAGAUUUCUUUGACUUUUCGUUACUUAUGCUAGUACUAUUAUUAUUAUUAUUAUUAUUAU
This is a messenger RNA of Heterobilharzia americana, 1996 nucleotides long. Lineage: Eukaryota; Metazoa; Platyhelminthes; Trematoda; Strigeidida; Schistosomatidae. The record is from the annotation of a GenBank genome assembly.